AGGUCGUUUAACCAGUCUUCUGAAUAACUCGAGCCGACCAGAUAUUGUCAAGAGAGAUUGUCACGUGGCCAUCAGUUGCCCAAUCAUUAAGCUGCAAGCAGUCGGGCGGGCGGGACCAGUGGUAUAAUAUAUUCGCUGACUGCAGGUAUCUACUCUUGCCGGUUGUGUCAAGCCGAUAACAGUCUGUCAAGCAAGUGGUGGAUUUCAAUUUCAUUCAGGGACAAGUUGCUACUCCUGCUUCUCCAAAAUGUCGCAUUCUUCGGUUACAGAGAAGAGAACGACGAUAACUUCGUCAUCCAGUAAUUAUAACGAUGAACCAUCGUCGACUGCUUACUACAAGUCGGAUAUUAAACCCCGUGCCACCACAAUUCACCGUUCAUCUUACUCCCCAGCCAGAUCUGGAUAUACCCGUACCGUUGAGAUGUCCUCGGGGUUCAUGCCCUCUGCUGGCCCCGGGGGAUACGCCAACAUUUCGUCAUCUGGGGUCAAGAAUGUGCAAACUACCCGCCAGCGAGAAAAGAAGGAUAUGCGAGAUUUGAACGAGAGGUUUGCUAAUUACAUUGAAAAGGUGAGAUUUUUGGAAGCUCAAAACAAGAAACUAGCCUCCGAAUUAGAAGAACUAAAAUCAAAAUGGGGAAAGGAAACAAGCGCCAUCAAACAAAUGUACGGUGCCGAGUUGGAGGAAGCACGGAAGUUGAUUGAUGAUACAAAUAAAGAGAAGUCCCGUCUGGAAUUAAGAGUCAGUACUAUAACUGAGCAACUGGAUGACCUAAUAAGACAAUUUGAAGAAGCCAAGAAGUGGAGAUCUCAGGACCGUGACCUUAUCAACAAACUCAACCAACAAAUCUCAGAGUUAGAAGCGGAAGUUCGUAUGCUUAGAAGAUCAAACGAAUCAUUGGAAACAGAACGAGCCCGUGAUAAGAGCAUUAUCCAGAGAUUAAAUGAUGAACUUGAAAAACUUAGAAUUGCCGUCAAUGAAGAAACUCUGGGACGUCUUGAGGCUGAGAACCGACGUCAAACUCUUGAAGAAGAGAUUGAAUUUAUGAAGAGUGUCCACGAACAGGAAUUGAAAGAGCUUGCUGCCCUUGCUUACAGGGAUACCACAGCUGAAAACCGAGAAUUCUGGAAGAACGAAUUAUCUCAAGCUAUCCGAGAUAUCCAGAAUGAGUAUGAUUCCAAAGUUGACUCUAUCCGAGGCGACAUGGAAGCUUACUACAACCUUAAGGUUCAAGAAUAUCGAACUGGAGCCGCUAAGCAGAAUAUGGAAGUUUCAACAUCCAGGGAGGAAGUCAAGAAAUACAGCAAACAAUUAUCUGAUUCCAGAAGUCGAUUGGCUGAUCUCGAAGCCCGAAAUGCUCAAUUGGAAAAACAAUAUCAAGAUCUUAUGGCUCAGUUCGACCAAAGUGAACAAUCACACACACUAGAGGUUAGUGAACUCAAGAAUGAAUUGACAACACUAAGAUCGGAGAUGGAAGGUAUCCUACAAGAAUUGCAGACACUUAUGGAUGCCAAGCUUUCCUUGGAAUUGGAAAUCGCUGCAUACAGGAAACUGCUGGAGGGUGAAGAGAACAGGGAUGAAACUUGGAACACCAUUGAAGGGCCAACUCAAUCGAAAGAGGUAAGCGGAACAGAAACUUCCCGAUAUAGUGUUCGAGGCAAGCUCAAUGAGUUCUAUGACGAGCGAGGUGGGCGUGGAGGCGAAAGUGGCUAUUACGAAGAAAGAAGCGGUAGUAGUUCCGGACGUGGAGGCGGUGGAAGCUACGAAGAACAUCACAGCAGCAGCCGUGGUGGUCAUGAUGAUGAUAGAAGCACUAAAAGUGGCGACGAUGAUGACUCUAACCUGGGUAUGAAGAUGAUGCGAGGUGAAGUCUCCGCUAAAACUACCUACCAGAGAACCCAGAAUGGACCAAUCGCCAUUGCCGAUGUAAACCCUGAAGGGAAGUACAUUAUGUUAGAAAAUACAUCUACUGGUUCCAACCGACGGGAUGUAAAUCUAGAUGGUUAUACACUGAAAAGAACUGUUGACAAUGAUAUCGCCAACCCUCAAAUUUUCAAAAUAAGGAAUUUAGUCCUAAAACCAAGCAUGUCCGUUAAGGUUUACGCUCGUUCUGCUGUUGGUGAAGCUAGCCAAUUUGAUCUUGUAUUUAAAGAUAGUGAGAUAUGGAGACAAGGAGCUCAAGUUAAAACUCAACUUCUUAAUGAGAACAAAGAGGAGAAGGCUUGUCACAACCAGAAGACUCUCUACACAUAAGUUUACCAAUGCCAUUCCAUGCCUAACUGUGGGCACGCCUAUAGUUCGGCAGCUUUUGUAAACGGCAGACAAAAAGCACAUAAUUGUUAUAAUAAUAUAUAGCGUUAUUUAGUAACUCGUAGGCGACAUUUUAGUUAACACAUUUAUUUAUACCUACAUCGUCUAUUCCUUUUAGUAGACAGAAAUUAGUGAACAACACGUUCUGUAAGCGUUGGCAAACUGAUUCUUCUUUUUGUCCCCAAUGAGCUUUCAUAGCAGGGAAGAAUUAACCAGAUACAGCCCGUGUGCCAAUUAUGGGUCAGUUUACUCUAAGGAAUUAUCGGCGAAUGAUUCUUAUUUCAGUUGGUGCUACAGUAAAUAGUUACAUGUAUUAACACGCCGUGUAGUAUUUACUUAUAAUCGUUCCAUAAUUGCGAUGGUUGUGAAGGACUGCAUAUGUUAAGCAAAAGCUAUGGAGGACUAUCAAUGUAGAUUAAAAUUCUAACAUCGUGUUUUAAACGAAACAACGAAUUAUACCCAUUAGUAUUUUUUGAGAAAACAUAUAUUCAAUUCCAUGUAACAAUGGAAAAAAUCAUAUACUUAAAGCAAAUAAGAUUUUGUCAGGAAGCAAAAAUAAAUUUGUGAUUUUUGAUGCAUUUGUAGUCCUACCAUUGUCAGAAAAGAGAAAGUACUCGUAUGUUAUAUUUACCGAAAUACUAUGAAUAUAAUAUUAAUUAAUAUCAUUGAUAGCUCCGUUAUUUGCUAUAGAUGUAUAUGCUUAUUGUUCAUUGUAUGUUAAAUUACUAUAAACUUUUGUUACUAUUGAAAGUCACUGGUCUGGGUAGGAAGCCAAUCACAAAAUCACAGAACAUGACACUGUUCUUUGAUUUUGUGUUUUCUAGAUGAUAUUAAAAUGAUUUUUUUUAUGCUUUCAUAUAAAUACAACUUUCUAUAUUUCAUAUUGUACAUCUUUUUUCAUGUAUGUGACUCGUUUGUUAUUUUGUCAUCAUGGCAGCAUUCACACAGAAAGAGAAAGCAUUGGGUUUUGAAGGGCUGAGUCCCUGUAGAGAUCUUGUGACAUCUAUUAUAAAUAGCCGAAUACGAUUCUCGGUAUUACAUUAAAUAAGGAAGAUUUGAAACGAGUGAAUCUUCCAUGAAAAGAAAGACUGUUAAAAGGGACACAACUCCUACUUUACUCUGUCGUUUUGAUACACAGACUUAAUAUCAUAAACAUGGCCCAAUUUUCGUAACAAACGAUCUAAGAAUGGGAUUUUUUCCCCUUUGCAUCAUUUGCAAACAGUAGUUGCUUUGAUAUGCCUUAUUUAUAAAGAGUUAUGCCCGGCGCCAUAACAUAGAAUAAUAUAUUUAGGAGAUAGAUCUUAUUUCUGGUAGGAUAGUGUAAUAUAUCCAAUUCUUUUAUUAAGUUUAUAAAUUUUAUUACUCUAUCACUGCUGAAUAUAUUUUAUUAUUACUUUCUAGCAAUUAUGUUUUGUUUUUUCCCACUAUAUUUUAAGGACAAUUUUAAGAUUGAUUUUUUUAAGGAAUUAUCCAGUUUCUUAUUGAAUAUCUUGCCAUAAUUCGCUCUUCCUGUAAUUAUGGUUGAAAAAUUAUGUUUAAAAGAAACGUUUUUAUUUAUACAUUAAGCCUGUUUACUAUAUUUUUUUUCAAAUGCUUUAAUAUAUUAGAAUUUUUUUAUAUUAUAUUGUAAAUUCGUUUACAUUCCAAAUAUGUUUUUAAGGCAAACAUUUGAUGGGAACAUAAGGGUUUUUGUCUAUAAACUUGAAAGCUAUAAUUGUGGUGUAUGGAGCGAAAAAAUAACAAAAAAAAUCCUAUUUUAGUGCCGUAACCGACCACCAUUUAGGUGGGUCUGUUUCUCCAUAUGAUUUUACAUUACACUAUUUUAGCUGUAGGCUUAAAUAUGGGAAUAUCGACUUCGUUUAAUCUCCAAAUAACCCUAGUAGAGCUGUUUGUUAUACCAACAUUUCGUAUAUUUGUUAUGGCCAUACCAUAUUUUGUACAUGUCAAUUUGUUUCGAUUUUUCUUAAAGCAACAGUUAUAAUACUUUGUACUGGAUCUGUAUUGUGAUGAUGCUUGUGAAGCAUAAUAAAUAUCCAUUCCAUGUCUCACAAAAAUCA
Messenger RNA from Patella vulgata (common limpet), 4365 nucleotides. Its product is annotated as 60 kDa neurofilament protein. The record is from RefSeq and is a predicted model, not a curated record. The coding region runs from base 248 to 2251 and encodes 667 amino acids. The transcript has 11 exons. NCBI's taxonomy places the organism in Eukaryota, Metazoa, Mollusca, Gastropoda, Patellidae.